This is a messenger RNA of Belonocnema kinseyi, 958 nucleotides long. RefSeq names its product leukocyte surface antigen CD53-like. The record is from RefSeq and is a predicted model, not a curated record. NCBI's taxonomy places the organism in Eukaryota, Metazoa, Arthropoda, Insecta, Hymenoptera, Cynipidae. The transcript has 5 exons. Bases 332 to 913 code for a protein of 193 amino acids. Gene Ontology annotation, cellular component: membrane.
CUGUAAAUCUCGUCGACUGUACUGAUUGUCUCAACAUUAUUUGCCAUUUCCCACGUUUUCUGUGCGAUCGUGUUUUGGUCACUGGAAGGACCUGCCAUUUUAACAAAUUUUUCGCAAUCUCUGAAAUAACAAGAAUUUUCUAAUUAUUUUCAAAACUAUCCCACUCUGUUUGGCACGAAGCUUCUGAACCGAAAUUUUAAUUUUGGAAACAGAGGCUUUUCGAAGAGGACAGACAGCAGUCAUGAAUCCCGUUCGUUCCCGUCUUCUCAACUUCUGAACGAGCUCCAAAAAUCAGUUUUUCCUGGGUUUAUAUGAAUAACCUGCGACUGUGAUGGCACGGAGUUUCACCUGGCUGCGUUACUUUCUUCUCUGUUGUGUCAUCCUUCUUGUAUUUACUUUCUUGCUCGCUUUAAUUACAUUUGCUGAGAUUUCUACUGGAAUUUGGGCUCUCAUUAAGCAUCAGAAAAUUGAAGAGCUGCCGCUUAUGGACGCUAAAAAAGCUUUCUCACUUGCCACUACUGACAAUAAAAAAAUUUGGGAUCGGAUGCAAUCAAGGUUAGGAUGCUGCGGUUUGCAUGGAAAAACGGAUUAUGCAGAUUCGCAAGGGCCUCCUUGGUCAUGUUUUAAAGUUGCCUCAACGGAGGAUUCGCAAGAUCCAGAUACAAUUUAUAAAGUAGGGUGCCUUUUCUCAGCAAUCUCUCACACGCGUUCGGUUUUACUGAAUGUAUUUUUGACGGCCCUUGGUUCGGUACUUCUACAGAUAUGCUUUUUAAUUGCCGCUGCAUGUUACCUGAAAGCCGUCAGGAAAAAAAAAGAGAAAAGAAAGCAAGAAAUACUGGAGACAGCAAGGAGUGCUAAAGACUCUGAUGCGGAUAAUCAGACAUUGAAAUCUAAAACAUUGAGAUCAUUUUAGAUUUAAUAUCUAAUUUUUAUACAAGAAAGUAGAUUUUAGAAAAAA